This is a messenger RNA of Penicillium hordei, 1986 nucleotides long. RefSeq names its product flavin monoamine oxidase family protein. Gene Ontology annotation, molecular function: L-amino-acid oxidase activity; polyamine oxidase activity. Gene Ontology annotation, biological process: amino acid catabolic process. The transcript is spliced from 13 exons. The record is from RefSeq and is a predicted model, not a curated record. Lineage: Eukaryota; Fungi; Ascomycota; Eurotiomycetes; Eurotiales; Aspergillaceae. Bases 1 to 1986 code for a protein of 661 amino acids.
AUGCACUGGACCCUGCUGAUGACCGGUUUUCUUCCCGUGGCACUCGCAGCCUCUGUGCCUCAGGAUAUUGAUAUUUCUGUGAGGGAUACUACGGCUUCGAAGAUCAUCAAUAUUCACCUCAAGUACCCUGAUGCGGCUUUCAAGGAACAUGUCUUCACUUACGGCAAUUGUAGUAGCCGUAGUUUCUCUAGCUCUCAGUUGACCAUUGCACAUGGUUCCGGAGGUGUGAAGUCUAGCGAAGAUACUCGAUUGGUUUGGGUCGUCCCCGAUGAUGUCUCCUCCGGAGGAUGCAUUAUGGCGUGGGAGCGGAACAAGAUCCUGAUCGGGCAGAGUGAGCCACUGGCUUUGGAAGGAAUCCUGCGACCCAAGUUGACCAAGAGGGACCGCAUUUCAAUGACAAACGAUUCUGGUAUCGAUGCAGAGGGCCCAUGGUCCAAUGGGGUUACCCUUCUCAAGAACCAAGAAAUUGGGACCAUUGAUGUAGGGAAGGCAAAAGCUAUCGGCAUUCUCGGAGCUGGAAUAUCGGGGUUGAUGACCUAUUUUCUCCUCAACAGCGUUGGCUUUACAAACCUUCAGAUCUCCGAGUCCACCGACCGAGUUGGAGGUCGCAUUUGGACGGAAUACUUCGAAUUGCCCGACUCAAAAUACCAAUACCAAGAGAUGGGAGCAAUGCGAAUUCCCAUCACCGCAACAUUUCCAAUGGGCAACGAGACUCUCACGUUGAACUUUUCUAGCCAUCAAAUUGUGUUUCAACUAGCAGACGCCUUAAAUGAGUUGAACAAACACGACGAAUCACUUGCCGUCGACUGGAUCCCCUUCAUACAGGACAGCAAUAAUGCCCUUUCCUUCAUUGAAAACAAAAGAAACGCAGACGGCUCAAUUCCGACCAUUGGCGAUGUUGCGAAUAAUAGCUCCCUCGGUGCUGCGUCCCUUCACACCCCCGAGUUAGACAAGUUGAUGGGACAAUUAGGCAAAAUCAUGUACGAUCCUUCGAUGAUCAACCUAAUUGCCAGUAACCUCUACGAGGCACACAAGAAAUUCAUGGACGUCGGUCGGAAUGGCAGGGGCGGAGACAAUUGGGCUCAGGGGAGCUACCUUCAUAAUGUAUUGGGCUUUGAUCUAAACACCACCGGUUUGGCUGGGGGACUUGCCUCUGCUUCUGCUUCUGCCCCGUUCUGGGUAAGUUUGUACGAUAACAUGUUUUUCUCUUCCAAGGAAUGGAAAACAAUUGACAAAGGCAUGAGUCGACUGCCAAACGCCUUCAAGCCGCUGGUCAAGGAUGAUCUCAAAUACCGCAGGAAGAUCCAGAAGGUCGAAUUUCUCGAACAUGAGAAGAAGGUGCAAGUUUCUUGGAAGAACCAUUACACUGACCGUCAGUUCCAGAAUACCAGUUAUGACUAUGCCUUUGUCGCCGUACCAUUUACCGUUGUUCGUAAAUGGGAACUUCCAGAGUUCUCUACAAUCCUCACCGACGCAAUUGCUCAACUCGGCUAUCAAUCUGCCUGCAAAGUGGCGCUGGAAUUCAAGUCACGAUUUUGGGAGCAUUUGGAGCAGCCGAUCUUUGGCCAUGCGGUUAUUCUCGGCAGUUACAACCAAGACGACUAUGGCUACCGCUGGGUUUCCACGCCCGAAAAGGAGCAUGCUCAGUACGCACUGGAUGCUUUUGCCCAGCUAAAUGGAGAUAUUGUGUACGGAGAAUACACUGGAAACUUCAGCCGUCUGUGUUGGUUAGAGGAAGAGUCCAAUGCGGGCGGCUCUUGGGCUUUUCCAAGUGUGGGUCAGCACGAGCUGUAUAUUCCAUCUUACUUCAACACGGAGAACAAUAUGAUUUUUAUUGGAGAACACACAUCGUACACCCACUCAUGGAUUGCCUCUGCUUUGGAAUCCUCCGUUCGUGGGACAGUACGGCUUCUGCUAGAACUUGGAUUAGUCGAUGAAGCAAAGGAAAUUACCAAGACGUGGAUGGGUAGAUGGGUUACUGUUUAG